AAGCCGUAGCGUGACGUCACCCCUCCGUGGCUGCGGGACCGGAGGAGAAAUCGAGCGAGUGACUCGUCCAGCCAGCCGACGCCGGGAACGGGCUCGAUUCGCCUCGCCUCGCCACCUCCGGCCAUCGCGCCACAAUGGCCUCCGACGGCACGGACGAGCGCUCCCCGCUGCUGUCCACCCCCACCUCGGAGAACGCGCCGCCCUACCUGCACGACCCCAGCCCCCGAGCGGAACUUCCCCCGCCGUACACGGCCAUCGCCAGCCCGGACGCGGGCGGCGUCCCCGUCAUCAACUGCCGCGUGUGCCAAUCCCUCAUCCAGCUGGACGGCAAGCUGCACCAGCACGUGGUCAAAUGCACGCUCUGCAACGAAGCCACCCCUAUCAAGAACCCGCCCACUGGGAAAAAGUACGUGAGGUGCCCUUGCAACUGCCUGCUCAUCUGCAAAGACACUUCCAGGAGGAUAGGAUGCCCGCGACCCAACUGCCGCCGUAUUAUCAACCUGAGCCCGGUGAUGGUGAUCCCCGAGGAACAGCCUGCCCAACCGGCCCUCCCCGUCCAGCCCGACGGCAUGCGUGUUGUCUGCGGGCACUGCGGCAACACUUUCCUUUGGAUGGAGGUCCGCUUCAACACGUUAGCAAAGUGCCCCCACUGCAAAAAAAUCUCGUCGGUCGGCAGCGCGCUCCCGAGGCGGCGCUGUUGCGCUUACAUCACAUUCGGAAUGAUCUGUGUGUUCAUCGGCGUCGGGUUAACCGUGGGCACCCGAGACUUCGCCCGUCGCUACAACGCCACGUACGUGUCGUGGGUGCUGGCCUACCUGGUGGGCGUCAUCUGCCUGGUGCGAGCCUGUUACUGGGGCGCCAUCAAGGUCAGCUACCCGGAAAACAGCUUUGCUUAGGAGGCCCCGCCCCCCUGCCGCCAGAUGACCUUUUUAACCUUUUGCUCCCGUUUGUGUCAAAACCCCAUUCUUGUCAUUUUUUACAACUUUUAUUUCAUUGUUUUCCCGCCCAUGACCAAACGGAGUUCGUUGCACUACAGGUUUGUUUUUUUCUUUAACUCAUCGACUGCCAUUGACGGCGUUGGACGUCCGUGGCAGCUAAUGAUUUAAACGCAGGUGUUCGGCGGUUUUGCUGCUAGCUAGUGUCCAGCAAAGGAAGCUGCGUGGCUGUUUACUGUCCUAACUAUACAAAAAAAAUUGCCACAAACUGUCUUUUGACCUACAUUGUUUUAAAGUCGCCACUGCUGUUGUAACCAGGAAGCCGUACACUGACAGUUUACCGUAUUUAGCCUUUUUGACGUGUGCCAACGUUUGCUCUCCCGCAGUGUUACCAGAUUACUGUUACUUUAAGAUAUUUUGUUGGCGUUUAACCCCUCGUUGCCUGAAUUUACGUUCCACAUAUACGUCAAAAGCUUUGAGGGAAUACUUAAGUACAUGAAAAAUUGUAAUAAUAUUAAUAAAUAAAACUGAAUCGAGAGAACUAUAUAGGAAAAAAAAUAACAAAAAUGGGAAAAUGCUAAAUUUUAAAUAAUAGUCAAAGAAUUUUCAACUGAAUAUUAGCAAUGUGAUUUUUUUUUGCUCUGAAAAAAACGGUUUAGUACAGAAAUAUGAUACAAAUUUAUGAAAAACAAAAGUUGACAUUUUUUAUUUUGUUCUGAGGAAUCUUUAGCGCAAGAUUCACUAAAUCUGGACCUCGGUGCCACUUUUCCUGUCGUGUUUUCCAUGUCUCCCUCCUUCAACACACCUGAAUCAAAAUAAUCAGGAUCAUUAUCAGGCUUCUGUAGAGGUUGUUGAUUACAUAAUCAUUUGAUUCAGGUGUGUUAGGGGAGAGAGACGUGGACAACACGACAGGAAAAGUGGCACCGAGGUCCGGAUUUAGUGAACCCUGCUUUAAAGUGCGCGUGACACGAAAAAGCGUGUUUAUUUCAUAAUUCACGUAGUAUUUUAUGCUCCUGAAUGAUAUGGACCGCUUGGAUGUGUGUGGAAGCGAUCGCUAUAUUUAUUUAGUUUUUUGAAUCCCGCGCCAUGAAAAUGAGUGACUUCCGGCUUCGGUCUUGCAUUGAGGAGGAGGGCGCUGUGACGUUUACGAGAGAAGGAGUCCUCUUCACUAUACAGCAGUACUGUUGUGUAUGAGGACUAAGGAUUCAGCUGAUUUUGCGGAUUAAUACGUUUAUUUUUCGCAUCACGACAGCCAAACGGCUGCAGAAAAAUCUUGCUGUAUGAGGGAGAGGCGUGUGCGCCUUUUUGGAGUUUCAAAAGGUUCCCAGUCACCGUGGAUAUUGGCCAAAACAAGCCCUACCACUGUGGGACCAUUGGACUUACGAGGCAGUAAACAUUGCAUUUUGUAUUAUGUCAAAUACUGGGAUCAUUUUAAUAUGUAGGUGGCUUGCAAUUUGUGGCUCACAUGCAUGCGGGGCGGCUAUUUUUCGGCACAACACCGGCAGCUUGUUGCACAUCCACCCGCCGGGAGAGCAGUAUAUUCGGCUUAUUGUGCUCAUGUGCCCGGUGUUCCGUCAAACUUUCUGACCGAUCAGAAAUUGCAACUUUGAGUUAAAAAUAGCCGCGAAUACAGCGAUUAAGAAGUAAACACUACAAACUUUCUUUAAAUUAAGGACUACUACCGUUUGAUCAUUGAUAGGCAUGUAAAAAGCUCUCCUUAUGCACCUUAGCUGCACGUUAGCUGGUAAAUUGCUCUCCGGCGAAGACAAUCGACAACCCAGUCGUCAUGUCAAAACAUCUGGGCUAGUUAUGUGUGAUUUUCCGCUUCAAAGACUUUGAAAAAACACUCUGUUCGGGUUAGCAUGUCGGCUAGCUGUCACGCCUCUUGGCUUGUUUACAUUCUCCCAAGCCGGGGAAGGAAAAUGACAUAAGCCCGAUUUAGGUGUCAUAAAAUAUCAUUCGGGAGGUGCAACAGUAAAGGUGAAGUCGGCAGUUUUUACCAUUAUGGAGUAAUUUUGCCAUGUCGUCCUGAAUAAGUGCAUUUUUAUGAUUUCAUAUUCCAUUUAGCACAAGACUGUUAUUUGUCAUGACCAUGCCAUUUAUUUAGCAGUUGGGGGAAAUACUUGGAUAAAAAGAAUAUCCUGUAAAAAUAUUGAAGUAAAGAGACAGAAACUGACAUUUUGUAGCUCUCUUCGUCGCGUUUUCCUCGUCGUGAAUAGUUCCCCCUCGACGGGCUGACUGGUCCUUCUCAAGCCAUUUAUUUAGCUAUUGGGGAAAAAUACUUGGAUAAAAAGAAUAUCCUGUAAAAAUAUUGGAGUAGAGAGACUGAAACAAUGAAAUUUUGCGGGUCUCUUCGUCGCGUUUUCCUCGUUCACGAAUAAUUUCUCCUUCAAUGGGCUGAAUAGUAAAACCAAUGAGCCCAUUCUCCCGCUUACGUCAUCCACCUGUUGGGGACGCUCGAGCCCUAUAAUGGUAGGCGUGGCUAACCGGUAGAUUAAAAGACUAAUUUCUCGUCAUCCUCCGCUUUGCUAAAUUGUUGUAUAUAGUCGAAUCGUCUCAAAAUAUGAUUCUAAUUCACAUAAUAAUGCUAUUUAAGACUUUUUUUUUUCUCCUGUCGUAUGCUCUUUUAAGCAUUGGGAACUUUUCAGUUUUGGUCGAUUGUAGCGACCCCGGUGGACAAAAGCGGUAGUGUUUUGCCUUUCCUGUGUUUCCCAUGAGGACCAGCGCACACACGUACAAUGUCGUAAAAUCAUAAAUCAAUCAAAAAUCAAUCUCCCGGCCACCUGCAGAUGGAUUAAACAACAUUUCUGCUUUCUUCUUCCAGCGGCUGUGUGAAGGAUGAAUAGUAAUAGGGUAAUGAAUUCAUUUGUGGCUAAACAAUAGCAUAUGUCGGUUAGCAACUGUGUGGCUUAGUGUGGCUUACUCCCCCAAACCCACCCGAACUCGUCAGCGCUGACAAGUUUGGUUGAGGGGGGGGCGUCACGGCAGCAAGUGAAAGCCGGGUCAGUGUUUAUUCUUGAGUAUCCUGGUAGCCUGCCUUUUUUUUCUCCUCAGACAAAACUUUUUGUCUGUUUCUCUCCCACCUUUGCAGAAUUCGCGCGAAAGCUUCGACUUCCGUCUUUAUAAUAAUGGGGGAAGGGGUAAGUGACGUAUGCCGUAAAGCAGUCAGCACAUUUGUAGGUUUUUUUUUUUUGUCUGGCAGGGUUCAUGCCACCCUCCUCAAAGUUAAUUAGUGCCGGUGAAAGCAAUACAAACCCCCUAAAAAUAUAAAAGAGGUGUCAUUCAACUAUUUGUCAGUCGACGUAUUUUCACAAAAGUUAUGAAAAUAUUUUAUAAAGGUUGAAAAGUUACAUAGUGUUGCUUUAACGGCUCCAAAUUUAAUUUGUUGUCAAUUAUUUAGCAGUUAGGGAUUGAAAUGAUUAAUAAAUUUCUCAUUUUUCACAUAUUUAAAAAAUUUUAACUUUUAUUUCUUUUAAAAAAUAUUUUUUAUUAAUGUUCUUGUUAAUUUUACGAUUUACCCUUUUUUAGCCGUAAUUUUUUCCUAUUAUUUUAUUUAGCUUUUUUGUAUUAAACUAUUUACAGUGCUUUCUUCGCCGCCCUCUAACGGUCAGCAGGGAGGAAAUACUAAAUUUUUUUUAUGUACUUAGGUAUUGCUUUAUGUACAUUCAGGCAUUAAGAGGUUAAAGCAAAACAGCAAUAAUUGUUUUUGUCCGUCCGUCAGCACGUUUUUUUGUUGCUGUUGUUGCGUCUGUUUUUCAAAGAAUGUAUUCCUAAAGUAGCGCUCAUGCACAUCCAGUCCGGUAGGUGGCGUCUUUUCUUGAAUGUGGAGAUGGCAAGCCGAGCAAGGUGAAGGAAAGUCUUUGUACAUAUUGCGGAUGGCAAAGGUUGGUUCUUUUGCAAAAUGAUUAUUUAUCAAUAAAAGGACAAAAAUGUG
Corythoichthys intestinalis (scribbled pipefish) is the source of this 4869-nucleotide messenger RNA. RefSeq names its product phosphatidylinositol-4,5-bisphosphate 4-phosphatase 2 (gene pip4p2). The record is from RefSeq and is a predicted model, not a curated record. Bases 135 to 896 code for a protein of 253 amino acids. The transcript has 7 exons. Gene Ontology annotation, biological process: phosphatidylinositol dephosphorylation. Gene Ontology annotation, molecular function: phosphatidylinositol-4,5-bisphosphate 4-phosphatase activity. Lineage: Eukaryota; Metazoa; Chordata; Actinopteri; Syngnathiformes; Syngnathidae. Gene Ontology annotation, cellular component: lysosomal membrane; late endosome membrane; plasma membrane.